Aspergillus costaricaensis CBS 115574 is the source of this 544-nucleotide messenger RNA. Its product is annotated as L51/S25/CI-B8 domain-containing protein. NCBI's taxonomy places the organism in Eukaryota, Fungi, Ascomycota, Eurotiomycetes, Eurotiales, Aspergillaceae. The record is from RefSeq and is a predicted model, not a curated record. The transcript has 4 exons. Bases 164 to 448 code for a protein of 94 amino acids.
CUCCCCCAGAGUCCCUGUGAUCAGCUUCAAGCUCCCAUUAUCGGUCCUUGACCCCUCCGUCGCCCCCAAUUGAUACCCUGCGCCGAUUUCUACGGGGCUAAUUUUUGUUGUUGACUCUCGUUGCGAACUCCGGUCCUCCCGUCUAUCACGAUCUUCCCCCACAAUGUCGUCCAAGUACGUCUUCACCAAGGGUCUGAAGGAGCUGCGCUUCCUUUUCUGCCAGACCUCUCAGGCUAGCUCUGCUACUCGCUCGUUCUUGCAGCGCGCAUACCCGACCAUGAAGAAGCACAACCCUCACACCCCCAUCCUGAUGCGCGAGGCAGCUGGUACUGUGCCUAGGGUGUACGCCAGAUACGCUUUCGGCCAAGAGAAGCAGGAAGCUCUGACCGGCUUGACGGACCAGCAGAUCGAAGAGAAGAUCACUCAGUUGGUGAAGGCGUCUUCAUAGCGAAAUCACGACGCGUCCGUAUAUGUUCAUGCACCGCAUUUCCAAUUUGCACUGUAUCUAUAGAUGAAAUGAAACUCGUUCGCCGUGAUAACCCAG